ACACUCAGGAGAAAUGUGUGUGCGCGCGCGGGCGCGCGUGUUGGUGUGCGCGUGUGCGCGCGUGUGUUCGCGUGAGGGUGCGUGUGUACAAGUAACUGGCUUUCAGGUCUCCUUUCUACGCGUGUUGGAUAGCUUGCUUGUGAUUUUGGCUGGCUGUUUUCUGGAGUAACUAAACUGAAUUUGUGAACAGCGUGAAUUACCAUGACGACAGAGCCAAAUUCCGAGUUAGAAGGCAAGCCGGAGCAGCAGGGGGCAGGUGCGGCUCCGCCCCACACAGCCCCGCCCUUCGACGACCAGCUUCCACCUGCAGCUGCCCAUAGCACGCCGGUUAAAAAAGAGCAGAACGGCGCGAGAGAGGCAGGAGGUGUUGCACAGGGGAAAACCGAUCAGCAGUCGACUGAGGACGAGUCCACCCCCUACAAGUCCACUUCUAGCAAGCUGUCCAGGUCUCCCAUCAAGGUGACCAAGAAGCCCAAAAAUAUGCAGUGCAAAGUCACACUUCUGGAUGGCUCGGACUACACCUGUGUAGUGGAAAAACGAGACAAAGGCCAGGUGCUUUUUGACAAAGUCUGUGAGCAUGUUAACCUUCUGGAGAAGGACUACUUUGGUAUCACAUUCCGUGAUGUAGAAAAUCAAAAGAACUGGUUGGACCCAGCCAAAGACAUGAAGAAGCAAAUCAGGGGAGUUGCCUGGAAUUUUUCCUUCAAUGUGAAGUUUUAUCCUCCAGACCCUGCUCAGCUCUCUGAGGACAUCACAAGGUAUUACCUAUGUCUGCAGUUGAGAGAUGAUGUAGUGUCUGGCCGUCUUCCCUGCUCCUUUGCCACACACACAGUGCUUGGUUCAUAUACAGUCCAGUCAGAACUGGGAGAUUACGAUCCAGAUGAGUACAGCGCAGACUACAUCAGUGAGUUCCGCUUUGCUCCAAACCAAACCAAGGAACUCGAAGAGAAGGUCAUGGAGCUCCACAAAACCUACAAGGGGAUGAUGCCAGCUGAGGCUGAAAUGCACUUCCUAGAGAAUGUCAAAAAGCUGUCUAUGUAUGGAGUGGACCUCCAUCAUGCCAAGUUGGUAGGAAGCUUCUUUGAGUGCUUGUCUCCAGCUAAAGGAGAGGAUUCAGAGGGGGUGGAGAUAAUGCUAGGAGUGUGUUCAUCUGGCCUCCUCAUCUACCGAGACCGGCUGCGUAUCAACAGGUUUGCUUGGCCCAAAGUCCUCAAGAUCUCCUACAAGAGGAAUAACUUCUACAUCAAAAUCCGACCUGGAGAGUUUGAGCAGUUUGAAAGCACGAUCGGCUUUAAACUUCCCAACCAUAGAGCAGCUAAGAGACUCUGGAAGGUUUGCGUGGAGCACCACACCUUUUUCAGGUUGGUAUCUCCUGAAACUCCACCCAAGAAGUUCCUGACUCUUGGUUCCAAGUUCCGCUACAGUGGCCGAACCCAAGUCCAAACAAGACGGGCCAGUUCACAAAUAGUUCGCCCAGCUCCCUACUUUGAGCGCUCCACCAGCAAACGCUACAUCAUGUCCCGCAGUCUAGAUGGAGAGAUGGGCACAGCAUUGUACGGGGCUGCAAAGGGCAUCGCCAUGAGUGACCUCAUCACCACAAUUACACCAGAGAAGAAGGCAGAGGAGAAGAGAUCAGAGGAGGAGGGAGUGGUGCUCGUGGAAAAUGUUGUUGUGGAGGAGGAGGACGAGACGACCAAGGCUACAGAAGUGUCUCAGCCAAGUCCACCAACUCCUGUCCGACAAGACACAAGGACUGAUUUUACAGACACGGCUAUUGAUGGUGAAUUGACAGCUACUGAGUCGGAUCAGGAAGACGAAUCUGAAAUAAGGAACCAGCCCAGUUUUAUAAGGAGAAUUAAAGGAGAAAAUGUGUUUAUCAGACAUAGUAGACUGAUGCUGGAGGAGGUGGAUAAAACCCCCGAAGAGCUGGUCAAACACCAGACCAAUAUUAGUGAGCUGAAGAGGACUUUCCUGGAGGGAGGCACUAAUAAAUCGGGUUUAACAGAGUGGGAGAAGCGUCUCUCCUCAUCCCCACUGCGAUCCUCCCGGCUGGAUGAGGCUCCUAUGAUUGAACCCCUAGUGCCUGAGGAUACCAAAGAGGAUUCCGAAGCAGCGGCUGAGAAGGAGGAGGUUGCUAGAGGUACAGAUGAACAGGACAGCCUGGAGGACAGGAAAGAUGAUGUGGAGUCUGAUGGUUGGGUAAUUAUAAACAAGGUUCCACCUAAGGUACCUGAAAAGAAAAGCAUAGUCAGCUACAAAGUAGUGGGCAUUACUAACACUGUUACUGCUGACGAGGCUUUGGGAGACGUAGCUCUCAAAAAGGCAUCAGCCAUACAGGAGGAAGUGCGUGAUAAGGCAUAUACACUCGGCAAGUCCUAUGACACUACAACAGGGAAGAUCGUGACCACCAAAGAAGAUGAUUUUCCUUCCCCGACUCUCACAGUAGAGAAGAAGAAGCUCUCGGAUCAAACUAGCACCACAGCUGUGAAGAUCAUACCAGUCUCCACUGAGAAGCACGAGCCUGCAAUCCUUACAGGCACAGAAGCCAUCACAACACCGGUGAUCACAGUUAAGGAAGCAAGGACCCCUUCUCCGUCUGAGCCUACAGGCAUUGUGAAAAUGGUGGUGGCUUUGCACUCUAGUGAGGAAAUGGAAGAGGCAAAAAAGGCUGAGCUGAAACUGCUUACAGAUUCCUCAAUGAGGGAGGCAAUCAUCCCUACGCCCAGAUCCCCUCUCAGGUCCCCGCUUAGAUCUCCACUCAAAUCUCCAUCGAAGUCAGUGGAAUUGGGUGUGAGCCCCAGCCCAGGCCCUUAUCUAACCAAAACCUCUCCAACAUCCAGAGUGCCUAAGCCCACAUUCGAUGAGAUGUCACCGGAGCUCACUGCUCUGUUAAAGUCUGCUCAUGAACAGAUCAGCGCUCGCACCUGGUCCUCCUCCUCAACAACUACUCGGGCCAUCCUUAAGACAUCUACCAGUCCUGAGAGGACUCUUCAACAGCCAGAAGAUACACAGAAGCUUCCAGAAAAAGACCAGCCAAGAGAAGAGGAACAGGCAGUUGAUCUACAGCAGUAUACCUUAUCGGAAAAGUCACAGGCUUCGUCACUGCUCCAGACAGAGGUCAUAACCUUUAGCAGUGCAUUGUCAGGUGAGACGGAGAGACUGGUGGCACAGGAAAUGCCAGUGAUCCACACGGAAAUGAAGACUAUAACAUACGAGGCUCUGCAGGGUGAUACGGACGGUGACACAGAGCCGGGGAUUCUGAUGAGUGCACAGACCAUCACCUCAGAAACCACCAGUACAACCACCACCACACAUAUCACUAAGACUGUGAAGGGAGGUGUUUCAGAAACCAGGAUUGAGAAACGUAUUGUCAUCUCAGGGGAUGCAGAUAUUGACCAUGAUGAGGCCCUGGCUCAGGCCAUUAAAGAAGCCAAAGAGCAGCACCCCGACAUGUCAGUGACCAAAGUAGUGGUCCACAAAGAGACUGAAAUCACACCAGAAGAUGGCGAGGAGUGAUGCAGGAUUAGUGUGUCUUCAUAUUUUCUGGAGCAGUCUCACCUACACCAUGUGGAAUAAAGGACAUUUUGGAGAUGCUGCAUAAGGAAACAGCACCACAGAUACAUCAAUGGAUAUAACUUCAUCUGAGCACUGCUGGAGUCACCUUCUAACAAAAACAUGCUCACUCUCCCCUGCAACACAUGCUUACAGAUCUCCUGGCUAGCCAGGUCCAGCACUGGUCAAUGACACUGCAUGACAAGGGAACAACACCUUUUCUGUAAAGAGAACAAAUGCUAUAUACAAUGUAGGAAAUGCUCAAUGACCACAGUGUAAAUUUCAGUCUCCCUUGCUCAAUCCCUCUGAAGGGGAAAAGUAAGUAUGUGACAAGAAUUUUGAAAAUAGUACUGAUAUUAUGACCUACAUUUUAUUUAUUAGAAUACUUCUCAAUACAAGAAAAUAAGAAUAAUAAUAGACUGCAUCUGUAUGAGCACCCAAUAUUUAACCAUGCAGUAGGUGUUUCAUUGAGUCCAGUCACCAUGUCCUGUUCUAGCCAUCCCUACCCUGCCUCUGACAUGUUCCUGCUGAAUGUUUGUGUGGCUGAGAAUAUGAAUGACAUACAUUUGCUUUGUAGGCCAUAUUAGUAAAAAAAAAAUGUUUUUACAAUAUAUGUAAAAUUUUAUGUUUUUCCUUAAUUUUUCUCACUGAAAUUUUCAGAGAAUGAAUGCACUGUGACCAUAUUUGUCACUGACUCUGGGUCCUUGCUAAAAGUGAUGUCUUUGCAAGGCAACUUCUGCCCCAAUCUCGCAUUUUUUAAGUCAUUUCCCCCCCAAAAAAAUCACUAUGCCCUGGGUAGCAUAACUGAGCCUUAAAGUGUACAAACUGGACAGAGAAUCAGAAACAUCACAAAUUAUGUGUUUUUCCUCCUUCUUUUUCUGGUCCCUCUUUUUCUUUUUUCUCAUUAUUACUAUUAUUAGUAUUGUUGUUGUUGUUGUUAGCCUGUGUGUUUUUAAACCUUCAUGCUGCCAUAUGCUGCACUCCAUGUUGAAUGUGUUUACCACAUAAGCUCAAUAAAAAAAAUAUUUAAAAAUGUA
Pangasianodon hypophthalmus (striped catfish) is the source of this 4589-nucleotide messenger RNA. It is a transcript of the gene epb41l3a, whose product is annotated as erythrocyte membrane protein band 4.1-like 3a. The record is from RefSeq and is a predicted model, not a curated record. The transcript has 26 exons. Gene Ontology annotation, molecular function: actin binding; structural molecule activity. Lineage: Eukaryota; Metazoa; Chordata; Actinopteri; Siluriformes; Pangasiidae. Gene Ontology annotation, biological process: cortical actin cytoskeleton organization. The coding region runs from base 202 to 3516 and encodes 1104 amino acids. Gene Ontology annotation, cellular component: plasma membrane; cytoskeleton.